GAGGGAAGGGGAGGCGCUCGUGAGAUUCUUGCCUCAGGUGAGAGGAGUACCUUGACGGAGGGGGGGAGGGUGACUGCUGUGUAUUAGGCAGCUGAAGUCCUGGGUCGGACCUUUCGGCUCUCCAAACCAAAAGCCCGACCAUGCGAGGGAGAAACUCUGCGCCACCUCAAAGAAGGGCGAUUUGUUCUGGCGAAGAACCAGUGAGGGACAAGGCGAGGGCUUAGUGAAAAAGAAAGACCAAAUGGCAAAACAAUCUUCUGAUUUAAAUUCUGAGUGUGAGAGUGAAGGUGGACAAUUGCAGCCUGCUGAAAGGCCAGCUCAGCCUCCUCACCUUCGACCUGGGGCCCCUACCUCCUUACAAACUGAAUAUCAAGGUAAUCAUUUGGGUGAACUGGACAGUUCAUCACCCGGUAGCCCUCAGGGACCACUGGUACCACCCUCCAGUCCCAGUCCAUUUGCUACCAGAUCCCCGUUGUUCAUGUUUGUAAGAAGAUCCCCACUGCUGUCCAGAUCCUCCAGUGGGUAUUUCUCUUUUGACAUCGACAGGAGUUCUGCACCUAUGAAUUGUGACAAAGCUACACAGACUCCAAGUCCUCCGUGUCAAGCUAUCAAUCAUUAUCUAAGUGCAAUGGGUAAGCAAGAGCAUGCUUCCAGAUGGCAGUCACGGCCAAUACCUGAGGAUAUGCAGCCAGAAAUAUGGAUUGCACAGGAAUUACGACGUAUUGGAGAUGAAUUUAAUGCUUCCUACUGUCCAAGAAGGGGUUUAUUGGAUUACCAAGGAAUAAAUCAUCAGAUCAUAAUUUUGCGCCUCUUGCAUUACAUCGUCCGCUUCAUAUGGAGAAUGCAGUGACUAGGACUUCAAGAGGCCAUGAAUAUUGUUUACUUGGUUCUAGCAACAAAGCCCAUGAACAAUCUCUUUGGAUGCAGCUAAUAGCCGUUCCUGACUUGGGACAUCCAGCAGAUUCAAGGAGCAAGAGGACUCCAUAUUGAG
Molecule: messenger RNA, 991 nt
Organism: Crotalus tigris (Tiger rattlesnake)
Lineage: Eukaryota; Metazoa; Chordata; Lepidosauria; Squamata; Viperidae
Gene: BCL2L11
Product: BCL2 like 11
Exons: 4
Coding region: 242-850 (202 amino acids)
Biological process (GO): meiosis I
Source: RefSeq, a predicted model, not a curated record